UUGUGGAGGACAAGUUUCUCUCAAAGAAUUAUUUGAUGGAUGUUGUAAUAUUUAUGUAGGUGUUGAUAAAUUAAUCAAGGGGGUCCGCGGAGUUGUCAGCAUCCCUUUAGCAUGUGACCAAAUUUGCAAAGGAGUUGUUUCGGAUGAAUUCUAGUUUCAUUAGCGGGGUCAUCAACGUAUCUUUAGAUUUUAGAAACCUUCGUUCCGUCAUCCUUUCUUUAUCUUAGCAAAGUGAAUUAACUGUAAGGAGAAGCUGUCAACACUUUCGUGCCCUUUUUGGAAACAAUAAUGGAACUAAUAAAAUCCUUCAAUACCUUCCAACACAACUUUACUUGCUUUAAUAAAUUUAUUUCAGAAAUUCUAUUAAAAUUCUCUCUAACAUUUCAGAACACAGCAGAAUAUCAACAAUACAAUACCCGAACACAAAUUUGUUGUGAUAAACCAAUAGAACGUUUAGGCAAAACAAAAUGUUGUUAUUUAAAAGAUGCCCAGGGACGUUUUUACCCAGCUAGUUAUGAUUCUAGUUCUCAAUGCUGUACUUUCCCAUUUUUGGAAAUAACAAAUAAAAAUGAGAAUGGAACUUGUACAUGAAAGAAUUGAGAGGAAAAUGAGAUUGAAGAUAAUAAAAUAAGG
This is a messenger RNA of Meloidogyne enterolobii, 633 nucleotides long. Lineage: Eukaryota; Metazoa; Nematoda; Chromadorea; Rhabditida; Meloidogynidae. The record is from the annotation of a GenBank genome assembly.